UUGGACGUAAUUUUGGGCAUAGUUCACUGAUGAAGCGCAAUUUUCGACACAUUUUUGGACACUUUCUAGUGAGAUUUCACGAUUGUCGCAGCAUUUAGCAGCGCAGCGAUGCAUGUCGGCCUGGGGAGUUAAAUUUUACCCGAAAUUUGAGGCUCUUUUGAAAAAAUACCUGCAUUUUACGCAAAUACUCCAAAUCGAGUUCGUUGACCAUUUUGGUCAUUUCUUGCUCAAUUCUUUGCCUCUGUUGCUCGACCAUUUUUGCGGUCUUGUGAUAAGAAAAGUUAAAAACGUGAAUUUUGCGAGGUUAUUUAAACCUAACCUAAAUUACGACCAAAUGUUAGACACUUCCACAACUGUCAAAAUAUAACCUAUAAAAAUGUCAGGUUUAAUGAGACGGUUUAAUCCGUUUAAAAUUAAUAGUUUAUAUCGAAAUUAUUCGAAACCUGUAAUUAAACCAUUGGAGCACAUAAAACCGGAAUUAAUUAUUACUGACACUUGCGUCGAGCGUUUGAAAAAUAUCACGAAAAAUUCGGAGGAGUUCUUGAGAGUGAGUGUAGAUGGGGGCGGUUGCUCGGGCUUCCAGUAUAAAUUUGAUCUAGAUUCGAAAAUUAACAACGACGAUAAAAUAUUUGAAAAAAAUGGAGCGAAGAUUGUAAUUGAUGAAACGUCAUUGGACUUUGUUAGAGGGGCGACAGUUGACUACCGGGAAGAAUUAAUUAAAUCAUCUUUUAGGAUUGUGAAUAACCCCUUAGCUGAACAAGGGUGUUCCUGUGGGUCGUCUUUUGCCGUUAGACUGGAUUAAAAACAAACAUUUUGCAAAUAUUUUAUUUAUUAGACUUUUUCUUGAAAAUAUGUAAAUAAAUACAGCUAGCUUGUAAUGUAAAUAAAUAAAAUGAUUGUUAAAUUA
Molecule: messenger RNA, 907 nt
Organism: Tribolium madens (black flour beetle)
Lineage: Eukaryota; Metazoa; Arthropoda; Insecta; Coleoptera; Tenebrionidae
Product: iron-sulfur cluster assembly 2 homolog, mitochondrial
Exons: 2
Coding region: 377-802 (141 amino acids)
Biological process (GO): iron-sulfur cluster assembly
Cellular component (GO): mitochondrion
Molecular function (GO): 2 iron, 2 sulfur cluster binding; iron ion binding; 4 iron, 4 sulfur cluster binding
Source: RefSeq, a predicted model, not a curated record